AUGGCUGUCGGAAUCUUCAACUCUACCUACUACGGCAAGGACUACCGGGCCGGUGCUGCACUCCUACGUGCCCGCCGUCCAUAUCUGUUCAAGAACGCCAUCACAGGGACCAUCCUCGUAGCCUUCUCACUUGGCGUCUUCUCCUAUACUAUCAAAGCUGUCGGUCAAGAAGAAUUCUCCGAAGUCAAGGUCCCCGAAGCUCCCGCGCAGAAGAAAUGA
This is a messenger RNA of Penicillium taxi, 219 nucleotides long. RefSeq lists its product as uncharacterized. The record is from RefSeq and is a predicted model, not a curated record. NCBI's taxonomy places the organism in Eukaryota, Fungi, Ascomycota, Eurotiomycetes, Eurotiales, Aspergillaceae. Gene Ontology annotation, cellular component: mitochondrial inner membrane. The transcript has 3 exons. Bases 1 to 219 code for a protein of 72 amino acids. Gene Ontology annotation, biological process: mitochondrial respiratory chain complex IV assembly.